Molecule: messenger RNA, 5169 nt
Organism: Mycotypha africana
Lineage: Eukaryota; Fungi; Mucoromycota; Mucoromycetes; Mucorales; Mycotyphaceae
Exons: 10
Coding region: 1-5169 (1722 amino acids)
Biological process (GO): ribosome-associated ubiquitin-dependent protein catabolic process; rescue of stalled cytosolic ribosome
Cellular component (GO): cytosol; RQC complex
Molecular function (GO): ubiquitin protein ligase activity; ribosomal large subunit binding
Source: RefSeq, a predicted model, not a curated record
AUGGGUAAACCUACUAAUAAACCUAGAGUCAAAGGCAACUUGAAGCCUGCAAGUAGCGCCAUACCUGCCACGACAGCAGGAAUCGUUAGCAGUUCUCGACCUUCGACACCCUCUUCUUUUGAUGGGCACGAUAGUCCCAGCUCGUUGACAGCAGCUGAUUUAGAUCCGGAACUCGUCUUCAUUUUGAAAAAAUUGUCAAAGCGCGAUGUUGUUACAAAGUUGAAAGCAUUAGAAGACUUACAAGCUUAUUUACAAAAUAAUGAAAAAGCGAUUGACGCUAUUCUCCACAGUUGGAUAGGUAUAUACAAUAAAAUGACCUUAGAAGUAGAUCGACGUGUUCGUCUAGUUGCGAACGAAAUUCAUGGUUUGAUGACAGUGCAUGCAAAGAAGAAAUUGGCACCUGUAUUGAAAGACUUGAUUGGGCCUUGGUUAUUAUCCAUGUUUGAUCAAAGUAAAGACAUAAUGCAAGUUGCAAGAUCCGCUUUUGAGACUGUGUUUAUUCCUGAGAAAAGAUUGCCAGCCAUUUCAUUUUGCCAGAAGAAGAUUUUGCAAUAUAACAGCGAUAUGUUGUUGUACAAGACAGCAGAUACUCUCAGCGAUCCGAGAUAUGUUUCAAAAGAAGAUAUGAUGGCUAAAUACGCGCGUAUAGUGUCUUCCAGUUUUCAGGUUUUAGCUUAUUUGAUUACAUCGCUGUCAGUCGAGGAAAGAGACAAAUGUCAGUCAGAUUACACGAUCAUUUUGGAUGAUACAACUAUGUGGAAAAAGUUUAGCACACAUGAGAAUGGACUUAUUCGUAAAGCUUUAUACGGAUUUAUAAAGACUCUAUUGCUAUCAUGGCCAGAUAUGAUUGAAAGGAGGAUGAAUUUGAUUUGUCCGUCACUUUUCGGUAGUGUAUUCAAGGAGAAAGAUUCUGCAACCCAUUCAAACAUGUGGGAUGCUGUUCUGUUAAUGACGAAGAAGUUUCCUUCAUCGUGGAUUAUUAUUGGAGAGAAGAAGCCGGCAUUACCCAAACUAUACAAUUUCCUUCGAUGCGGACUCCAUGGAUCACCCAAUAUUGCUUAUCCUAGCCUUCUAGCAUUACUUGCCAAUUUGCCUCCUGAAUUGAAGUCAACACCAAACUUUUACAAAGAUAUCUUUGAGAAUUUUUGGAAGGGCUUGUCAACUGAAUACGUUGACCGCUCCAAUUCUCACAUCUUUUUAAAUGCAUACGCUGAAUGUAUCGUGUACUUCGUCAUGACCCUUAGCAAGUCAAAUGAAGAAUCUGCAGCGGGAAUAGCCAACUAUUUGAUACUAAACACAUUUUGGGAUAUGGUCAAAAUUUACUUUUUAAAUUCAAGCGAUAAAGUAAUUAACGACAAAUUGGACCCCAACACCGGAUAUGCCAUCAUUGCGAAACAUUUCGCAGUUCUUGCUUCUGUCGAUAACAGUAUUGUAGAAGAUUGUUUGUCGACUUUGUAUUUCAAUUUUGAUGAGCUUUUCGUGCAAACAAUUGUAGAUUGUGAUUCUUCCACUACACGCGCACCCUUGGAUAUGGACAUAUUCUGUCAAAAGAUCAGCAAUUUCUUAACAGCUAUUUCACAUGAACUCACUAAUAUUAUCAUCAAGCAUAAUGGCGGAAAAGGAAAAUCACUUGCGCAGUUUGUUGAAGGUUCAGUACAGCGGUUACUAGUAGCAUCCGUUGAAUCCAGCAUUGUACAUGGAGGACAUUCAACAAGCUUAUUAAAAAUGGCGAAUCAACUAAUUCAUGCUGACAAUAUGGUUUUUCCCGAAGAAAGCUUGAAUAAGUUGCUCCAGGCAAACAAACAACUUCUAGAUUCAUUAGUUGGCAAUGUUUUUGAAAAGUCACUCGCCUACUCCACAACAUACUAUAUCGCCUUUAUUGCUCGGCUGAAGAAGGACAAUAAUAAAACAGCUGAAGCGAACGAUCUUUGGCUCAACUUGGUUGCCAAAUUGAAUAAUAUGUAUCAAAAUAAUGAUGAUUCUAUAGUCAUGAAAGGAGCCUUUAUUUUGGGGGUAGUAUGGAAGCAAAUCAUGGCGGAAAAACUUGCACUUAGCGAAGAGGAUUGUAGUGAAGCUUUGGAAAAUAUCAUCAGAAUCUCAUUAUACAAACUUAAUGAUGGCAAUAUCAAUGAUAGCUUACGCCAGGUCUUAGAAAGCACCUUAUCAUCAACUCUUGGUUAUUAUUCAUCAUCUCAUUUCCCCUCAAUUACCACAGCAAGCAUGACUAUCGAAACCAUUAAGGCUAAACUAAACACUUUCAACCAACAUCAUUAUGUUGACAAAAAAUCAUCUGCUAUAACUAAACCAACUGUUGCUGUACUUUAUAGUACUUUGUCAGCUCUCAAAAUUCUAAGCGGUGCAAUUGAAGUCACUGUGAACGAUAAGAAGGAAACAUUACAGUUAUUGCUCAAAUGUGACACAUCGAAUGAACUUUGUGCCGAAAUAUUCGAUGCUAUAUCCACUGCUUCUAAUUUCAAAGCAUCAGUGCUAGUAGAAGAAGAUGAAAUGAAGGAAGAGGUAGAACUUCUUGCCAAUAUUUUCGAUCAAGCCUCUUCUAUAUGGCAUAGUAUCAUUGAAGUAGGCCUUUUACAAGAAGCACAACAACAGCAGUUGAAGCCUUUGCUUGACCGUGUAAGAAAAUCCAUAUCAAAUGUUUAUUACGCUGCUAGCCCUUCCGACUCUGUUCAGCGCAUCAAAAACUUGGUAACAGCUGCAACAAUUGACACCAGUACUUGGACGGCUUUGCUAGGCACUGAAAAGGAAUGGAUACAAUUAGCAUCACGUACCUUUAAUCAGCAAUAUACUGCAGACUACUUGCAAUUGGGAAUUCGCAACUCUUACUCCAUUGCAUCAUCUGAGAUUUUAGUCGACAAUGCCGAUGAAUUAAUACCGAUUAAAUACGAUAUUUACGGAUUGUCAGCAUUCGGUCGUUUGGUAUUAACCUGGGCCGAAUACUUCGCUACCGCUGCCGCUGAAGAUGUGAAUUCAAUCAUGAAUAACAUGAAUUAUGAUUGGGUCAUACGUCAGCUUAUGUUAGCCAGCAUUUCUUGUGAACAAGGCCUAACCGUUUCAGAUAUUAGCCGUACAAUAUUUAGCUCAAAAGCUACCAAAGGCAUUCGCAACUUCGUUGAAAAUAUAAGUCAGCAAGUGUUUUCUGAAUGGUUGAUGAGCGUAUCAUCUAGCAUUGUAGAUAUCAACGCUUGGAACGACCAACUGUUGCAAUCAGUGACAGCGAAACAAAUUGACAUCUCUAAUGACCGUCUCAUAUCCUUCAUCGCUCACUUAAUUUCUCAAAAACAAGCAGACGCUAAGAACAAUAGUAGGUUUAUGGUUGUAGAAUCAGCCAUUCUCUUACAAUGGAUAUUACAAAAGCUUGUCAUUUUAGGUGAUUGGCCAGUGGAACAAAUGGAAAGGUGGUUGCCGCUCAUUAGAGCUGAAUCAGAUGAAUUGGAUUUAUUGGUCAAGCUUGCUAUAUUAAAUGCUUUAAAAAAUCGAAUGAAUCAAAGCAAUGCCUAUCAACACUAUCAGAGUGACUUAGCCAGUAAAUUGUCCGGUAUUACUCAAGGUCUUGAUCAAUUUGAUUUCUGUAUUGAAGAAUAUGAUUCUAGAAAGAAGCUCAAUUGGAAUUUAUUAUGCUUAUUAAAUGCAUCUGCCUCAAAGACAAGCGGUUUUGAUAUACCUAGACAAAGAUUGAUGUUUUUGGUUCAAACUCUACGUCCACUUUUAGCAAGCGAUUCAUCAAAUCAAGGAGAAGAAUUUAGCAAUGAAUUGCAAAAGGCAAAGAUUCUAACUCAAAUGGCACAAUUAUUAAAGCAUAUGACUAUAUCUAUCGCGGAUGUACAGGGUAGUCAUUGGGAUUGGUUCCUACAAUGCUGCUUCGAAUGGACUGCUUUUAAGGAUACAGCGGCCCAGCCAGAGGAACUACUUCUUGUGUACCAUGCACUUGAUUUAUAUCACACCUUAUAUGAUAUGUCUAUGAUCGGACAAGAGGAAUAUACUAUUGUGCAAAAUGAAGAACUGCAUGAUACUGCCAAGGAGCAUUUGAGGGCAAUGAGUAAGUCCUUGUUGCAACUUAUGGCUAUGGAGCAAGAAUACAUGAAAAAGCUUAAGAACAAUGAUAUCGAAACUCAUAUUGCCCUAAACAACAAGAAGGCCAGAAUAACGUAUCAAGCAUUACUUUCUGGAUUGUUGGAACAUAUUCCUGAGAAUGUUUUAUUCGAUGAUGAGUACUUUUCAAGCUUCAAUGCUUUGAUUCGUAUACCCAAUGAAGUACUCCAAAAGCGUGCCUAUUCUCUGUUAAAGAAGUACAUUUCUUUUAAAACACAAGAGUUAUCUGUGCAACUUGAGUUCACUGAAACUAGUGAGGAGGAAACACAAGUGAAUAUUCAUGAUGAUAUUCUUUCAAUAUUGUUAAAUCCUCCUGAAAUCGCCAGUGAAGGUAUUUUAGAGAUUGAAGGCCCCGAAUAUUCGAACAAUGUCCUUGCAUAUCUUUUGACUUGGAUGUUAAUGCUAGAUCAUUUUACAGAUAUUACGUUCAAAUUGAAACAAGAGUAUACAAACCAAUUGAAGGAAAAGGAGGCUGUUUCUCAUCUUAUGCCAUUACUGUGUAAGAUCCUCAAUGUAGGUAUCAAUAGCAGUAACACUAAAAAGGCAUUUGAUUUAUCACUGUGGUCUGUGAGUGAAUAUGAUGUGGAAGGUUUCGAUGCAUCCAUUGAAACAAGCUUCUUUGUGUUGGCUGGCCACCUUUAUUAUCGAACGCUCGUACAUAUUCCCUCACUGGUGAGACAAUGGUGGAUCGAUUGCAAGAACCGUCAAAUCACCAUUGCCGUUGAAAAUUAUACUGAAAAGUACUUUAGUCAACAGCUGAUUCAACGUGAGCUCGAAUUGGUCAACCAUCCCGAUAUUAAAAACCAAUUAGAGGAGAAUGAAGAGAAUGAGUUCAGCAUCAAAACUUUGAAAGGCGCAAACGAAGUUACCGCAACUUACAAGGUGGACGAACAAAAUAUGCAGAUUGCUAUUAAGCUUCCCAGUAAUUUCCCUCUGAGACACAUUGAUGUAGAAAGUAUUCAGAAAGUAGGUGUCAACGAUAAACAAUGGAGAGGCUGGAUGUUUGCAGUAGCUUCUGUUAUUAGCUCUCAGGUAAGGACGACGUUUUCAUUUGUGUUGUAG